AUGGAUGAUACCAUACAAGAACAAAAUUCUCAACCCAUUCAAAUUUCGUCGCCAAUGUUUAUAACACCCAUUAUACCGCAACAAGAACUCGUCACAUCAUCUUUGCCUGUCCCUGAUUCUAGUGAACCGAAUCAUAAAAAUCAGUUGUCUACAGAAGAAACUGUAGAAUCAUCAUCAAGUUUUAAAAUACCUCUCUUACCUGUGAAUAUCGAGUCUUCAACAGUUAGUUCUGCGGCACCAUUAACUCCGUAUAGAAAUAUACAAUAUGAAGAGCCACGCUCAUCAGGUUUGCCAUCUGAUGAGUAUGCUCUAGAGGUAUUACGCAACGGCACUAUUAUCGAUCAUCAAUCUUUAUCGAAGCGUCCUUAUACUGUGUUUGGUCGGUCACCAGACAGUGAUGUUUUGUUAGAACAUCCAACAAUCAGUCGCUAUCAUGCUAUCAUCCAGUAUAAAUCUGAGUACGAACAUGGUCAAGUAUCGGGACUUUAUCUUUACGACUUAAAUUCGACGCAUGGCACGUUUGUUAACAAGAAGAGAAUUCAGCCAAGAAUUUAUACACGAUUGAAAGCGGGCUACGUUAUUAAAUUUGGACAGUCAACAAGAAUAUAUGUUUUACAAGGGCCAUCGUCGGAUGUUGAUAACGAGGAUGAUUUAACUCAUGAACAAAUGAAACAUUAUCAUGCUAAACGUGCUAAAUUAUUAUCAAUUGUGAGAGCAAAACGUGAUCAAAUGAAAGAUAUAACAGAUGAUAGUAGUCAUGAAGUUGAUUGGGGUAUUACAGAUGACGACGAAAUAUUAGCAAUGGAACAAGAACAAAAACAACAACAACAACAACAACAACAACAACAACAGCAGAAUGAUGAAGAAAAGAAGAAAACCACAAAUUCACCAGUCAAAUCAAAACCGCUGAGUCAAGAAGCAGCGGGUGAUAGUGCGGUAUUGAAAGAAAUCAUUUCUAAAGUGGAUGAUCCUGAAGACGAAGCGGCGAAAAAGGAGCCGUUUUAUUUGAAAGAUCCAAAAAAAGCAUUACAAGCAUUCUUCGAUCGUGAAGGAUGUGAUCUUGUUUAUGAUGUUGAAGAUAGACAAUUUGGCUCAUAUUACUGUACAAUUAAAUUACCAAUUAUUGAUGAAUACGGUCAUACAGUAGUUGCUGAAUGCGAAGAUAAACACUGUAAAAAACGAGAAAUAAUUAAUCGUUGUAUAUUGGAAGCAUGUCAAAUUUUGGAUGAAUAUGGAGUUCUACGAGAAGGCACGGCCGUACUUACUCAAAAGCACCAGCAGCUGAAACGACAAUUGUUGGAAGAAAAUGAUUUUUAUGAGGACGAAGAAGAUUCGUUUUUUGACAGAACAGGUGAAUUGGAAAAGAAAAGGAUAAAACGAAUGCAACGCCUUGGUAAUGUUCCUGAACAAGUAGAAACAUUUGAUAGUUUAAGAGAGAAAUUAAGAAAUUUAUACAGAGAACAAAGAAAAAUACAGCAGCAAUUAGAUAAAGGAAAACAAAAAAGUGAUAAUCGAGCGGCAGCAUCAACAGACAAAGAAACCGAUGAAUUAGAUCAGUAUAUCAAACAAUUAAAACAGGGUGAAACAAUCAACAUGAGAUUGAAGUGGCAAUUGAGAAAAAGACUAUUAGAAUUAGAACAAGAUGAAAAAAAGUUUGAAAGAUUGUUGAAAAUAUGUAAACCAGCUGAUUUCAAUUUUCAAAUAUGGAAACAAGAUAUACUGGAUGCAACUAAACAUGAAGAUUCCAUUCCCGUUAAAGUAAAGCCAGUUGAACAACAACAACAAAUGCAACAUAUUCCUAAUGCACCAACGAUCCAGGUAUCUGCAGACAAGACUGAAGCUGUCGAAACAAUUCCUACGAAACAAAAGCGACCACAACAAAAUUUAAUCGGUAUCAGUGAUUCAAAAAAAUCUCUACCAUCCGAAAAUUCAUCGCUAUCGUCAAAAUCGAAUAAGAAAAGAAAAGAGUUUGAUUCAAAAGAUCAAAUUGACGAUAGUGAGCACUAUACAGACUCUAAUUAUGCCGAGUGGAUGCCCCCUUCAUCACAGUCGGGCGAUGGCACGACUAUAUUAAACGAAAAAUAUGGCUACUAA
Molecule: messenger RNA, 2094 nt
Organism: Didymodactylos carnosus
Lineage: Eukaryota; Metazoa; Rotifera; Eurotatoria; Philodinida; Philodinidae
Source: the annotation of a GenBank genome assembly